Messenger RNA from Knipowitschia caucasica, 852 nucleotides. The record is from the annotation of a GenBank genome assembly. Lineage: Eukaryota; Metazoa; Chordata; Actinopteri; Gobiiformes; Gobiidae.
AUGGCGGACAUUGGAGUCGACCUGGUCAUAUCCUUGGCCAAGACGGUGGUGGCGAUGGGAAUGAACAUGAAAGCCAACAAAGAGCGUUGUAAGCGCGUGGCCAAGCGCGUCCAAUCGCUGCUGCCGCUGCUUGCCAGACUGAAGGAAAUGAACCCCAGGCAGAUUUCAGAAGUGGUCGAUAAUGCUCUGAAGGAACUGUCUGCCACUCUAGUCAACGCACAGAACAUCAUGCAGAAGUUCCGCAAUUGCAACACGGUCAAGAGCUUUGUCUUCAACAACGCUCACGAGGAAAUGUUUCAGAAAAUCAACGAGAGACUGGAUGACAGCUUCCAGAUCCUGACAGGAGCAAUACACAUAGAGAAUUAUGAAAAGUUAGACGAUGUGUGGAAAGCAGUUUCUGGGAAGAAUGAACCAGCCCAUCCCACACAGCCUUUUCCGUCAGGAUUCUCCAACACAUGCGGGCCAUCACCACUGCCCACCUACCCCACCAUGCCAUAUUCCCCACAGAAUGUCCUACCCACGACAAACUCAAACCCAGCUAUCACAGUAACCAAUGCUCCAAAUCCGCCAUACCCUCCAGCCCAACAACCACCUGCCUACAACCCCAACGCUCUCAUGGUCCCGGCGAUGAACACCAAUAUCGCAUGCGCCAUGCCCCCCCGAGUGGUCACAGUACCCGCUCGCCCCGUCAUGACUGUGCACGAGGUUUAUGGGACAGUGGCCCCUCGGCCCCAGUAUAUGGUUCCCAAUACUGUUGUUUACGGUCAGGCCAUGGCCCCACAGCAGGUCAUAAUGCUGGCACCCCGGCCUCAGCCGCAGGUGAUGACUGUGUAUAUGAACAGGCCUUGGUGA